CUUGCCAUUUGCCUAUAUUCUUAUCGCCCCUUCACCUUCCCAGUGUCCCGAUAUUGAUCAUGGCCUGACACAUUUAUACAUCAAGGUCCACCAGUCUGUUGCCAACAUGUGCUCACCAUCCGUGUCAUUCGGUUCAGCCUCACCCAGUCUGGUUGCUGCUGUGUCGUGUAUUGCACGACAGACACCAUAAUGGCGCUCACCACGGCCACGUCUUCGGCUGCAUCAUACUUGCAUCGCCGCGUCGGAUCACUCACAGACAAUGUCAGGCAGAAAAAGUCACUGUCGGGCUGGGUCUUGCCCAAGCAGACAACAACCUUUGCCGAUGAAGGCACCUGGUCCAACAUUGACUCUGAUGUGACUCCGAUUGAACGCCGGACCUGGUCAACAUGGACCCUGCUGGGCUUCUGGUUCAGUGAUGCCCUCAACGCCCAGGGCUGGCAGGUGGCAGCGUCGAUCAUGGCCGUGGGGCUUACAUGGAGGGAGGCUCUAUAUUGUCUCCUCAUUGGCUAUUCCAUGGUCAUUAUCCCUCUCAUCCUAAACGGAGCUAUCGGAGCGCAUCUGCACGUCAACUUUGCGGUCGCCUCUCGCGCAUCCUUCGGCUUCUACCUCUCACGAGUAGCAGUCGUUAUUCGCAUGAUCACUGCUCUAUUCUGGCACGCAAUACAAACAUACACCGGCUCGACCGCCAUGACGCAGGUCAUUCGUGCGAUCUGGCCCUCCUAUCUCGACAUCCCCAACACAAUCCCGGCGGCUGUCGGCAUCACCACACAUCAAAUGUGCUCUCACGUCUUGUUCUGGAGUCUCCAGUUCCCCUUUCUUAUGAUCCCGCCGCACAAGCUCAGCUGGUUCUUCGUGUUUAAGACGGUCAUCGUCAUGGUCACCUCGAUCGCCGUGGUGAUUGCCCUUUGCGUGAAGGCCGGUGGCGCCGGCGAAAUCUGGCAGCAGCAGGCAUCCGUGUCCGGCUCGACCAAAAGUUGGCUGAUCCUGUCGUCCAUGUCAAGCAUCACGGGCUCAUGGCUUACAAUGGGAACCAACAUUCCCGACUUCACCCGAUACCUGAAGAAGUCGAACGGAGUGUAUUGGCAGGCGCUCUUUAUGCCAGGAUUGGCGUCGCUCAUUGGAAUCUUUGGCAUCAUCGCUGCCAGUGCUGGAAAAGUGCUGUACGGAAGGUACAUAUGGGAUCCAGUCGAGUUGGCUGCGCAAUGGGAUGGACCGGCUGGUCGUUGCGGCGCAUUUUUCGUCGGCCUGUGCUGGAUCGUGGGCCAGAUUGGAACAAACAUCUCGGCCAACGUCAUCUCUUGCUCAAACGACAUGACGACACUGUUCCCGAAAUACAUCAACCUCCGCCGAGGCGCCAUCAUCACAACCGUCAUAGGAGGCUGGGUCAUGGUGCCGUGGAAGAUCAUUUCGUCGGCUGCCUCCCUGUUGACCUUUAUGGCUUCACUGGCCAUCUUCCUGGCGCCCAUUUCGGCCAUCAUCGGUGCCGAUUAUUGGAUCGUGAAGCGACGGCACAUUGACAUCCCGGCCCUGUACCGUCGUCGGGGCGUGUACCGUUACAGGGGAGGCUUCAACUGGCGCGCAGCGGUAGCUUCCCUCAUUUCUGUCGGCCCCAACCUGCCAGGCAUGGUGCAUGCCGUGACGCCGAGUAUUUUGGUCGGCGACGUCGUCCACAUCUACGACAUCAGCUUCUUGUGGGGAUUCACCAGCGCGUUCGUCGUGUACUGCACGCUGAAUUACUUUUGGCCGGCGACCGACACCCUCUUUGAAGUCACCAUACAUGAGGAGACGAAGGUCGUGGACGGAAUUGAGUACUACAACGACGGGUUGGCCACGCCAAUAGAGGCGGACUAUGUUACCAAGUCCGAAGAUAAAGGGAUUUCGUCUACAUCUACGUCUGUUUGA
Molecule: messenger RNA, 1902 nt
Organism: Purpureocillium takamizusanense
Lineage: Eukaryota; Fungi; Ascomycota; Sordariomycetes; Hypocreales; Ophiocordycipitaceae
Exons: 5
Coding region: 190-1902 (570 amino acids)
Biological process (GO): nucleobase transport; transmembrane transport
Cellular component (GO): plasma membrane
Molecular function (GO): nucleobase transmembrane transporter activity
Source: RefSeq, a predicted model, not a curated record